GUCGGGCUGACAGGGCGUGGCCAGAAUAAGGGGGCGUGGUCGGCGAGACGAUGCUGAGCGGCACUGGCUCCAGCGGCCUGUAUAAAGCCCCUCUUUCUAAGAGUCUUAUGGUGGUGCUCAGUACUGCGGCCUUUAUUUUAGCUGUACCAUUUCAACAAUAUCAGAAUUAUUUUGUGUACGACUUAAAAGCAAUUAAACAAGAGCUUGAAAUAUGGAGAAUGAUCUUUGCUCGCAUAGUUUAUCUCGACCUCAAGGAUGUAUUCUGUAGUUGCCUUCUUAUCUACAAUUUUAGAAUUUUUGAAAGAAGAUAUGGCAGCCGAAAAUUUGCAUCCUUCCUUCUGGGUUCCUGGGUGCUGUGCGCAAUUAUGGACUUGCUGCUUGUGGAAGCCCUGCUUCAUACACUUGAUAUUACUGUGGAUGUCUUGCCGUCUGGUUUUCUAGGUCCCAUCUUUGGAUUGUUUGUGCCUUUUUACUGCUCCAUUCCGAGUAUUCAGGUGACUCAAAUCCUGGGCAGAUUAUCCAUAACAAACAAAACUCUCGUCUAUAUUGUGGGGCUACAGCUUUUGACUUCCAGUACCAAUAUUUGGAUCUUGGCAUUCAGUGGAUUGCUCUCUGGGAUUAUGUACCACUGUAAUGUGCUGAGGGUGCAACAGUUGCUCUGCGUACCCAAAUGGGUGGCCAGAUGUGCCUCAUUUACCCUCGAACCUCUCUUAUCGUCUGCUGAUCCCACCCAUGAGACUCCCAUUGGAAUGGGUGCAACGCUGGAGAUUCAGAGGCAACAGAGGGCCGAACUCCUGGAUCAACAAAUCAUGCUGGCUCAACUGAAUCAGAACAACAGGAGGCAUCGAGGACAGGGUGGUUUGAUCAACUGGGAGAGGCUGUUCCCUCAAAUGCGCAACAGAUUUAAUGCUAACAAUCGACAAGACAGUGGAUUGAAUAGCCCUUCACCAAGUGCGCCAGUUUCUGAAGAACAGCACUUUGCAGAUAUGGUCCCACAACUGAAUGGAAUGAAGAAGUUAAAAUGUGACAAUUGUUGGUGUCAACGAUGCAGCUGAAAAUAAGUUCGUCCUGCAUCUUGUGUGUUGCUCCAGAUUCCAGUAUCUGCAUCUCUUGUGCCUUCAGUUAAGUCUUUCAGUUGUGUGAAAGCCUCAGCAUUAAAAUUCAAUAGGAACAUCUCCAAUCACCAGCCUGUGUAUUGACUUCAUCCAUCAGCAAUGGACCGUGGUUUAAUAUGAGCCAUCUGUACAAACUAAGCAACAGAAACUCACCAAGAUGACAAUAGGAGUACUUACCGAACCAGCAACUUUUACUGCCAAGGAGGAUAAAGGCCACACCAAGAUACACCAAGAUUGACGAAGGGUCUCGGCCUGAAACGUCGACUGCGCCUCUUCCUAUAGAUGCUGCUUGGCCUGCUGCGUUCACCAGCAACUUUGAUGUGUGUUACCAAGAUACACCGCCAGGUCAUACACCUUCCUGACUUGGAAAUGCAUAAGUGGUCCUUCAUCAUUACUAGAUCUAAAUCAUGUAGUCCUCACAGUAGUGUAGUGGCUAGCGUGAUGCUGUUAAAGCUCGGGGCUCUCUGGAGUUUGAAGUUUAAUUGCAGUGCCAUUCUGUAACAAGACUCUGUAUGUGAGGGGUAAGCUUUUUACCCAGAGAGUCAUGGACGCCUGGAAUGCGCUACCUGGUACGUUGGUUGAGGCAAAUACAUUAGAAGCUUUUAAUUAAGUGACGUUUGGAUAGGCACAUGGAUGUAAGGAAAAUGGAGGGAUUUAGACAUGGUGUAGGUAGGAAGGAUUAGUGUUAGGGUGUUUGUUGAUUUGUUGUUUAGCUGGUUCGGCACAGCAUAGUGGGCUAAAUGGACAGUUCCUGUGCUGUACUCGUCUAUGUUCUAUAUCUGUCUUCUAUGUCCUUCCUGUGGAAUGUGUGGGUUUUCUCCAGGCCUAAUUGUCCCAUGAUUAGUUUAGGGUUAAUCAGGUUUGUCUGGGGUUGCUGGGGUGGUGUGGAUUGAAGGACCAGAGUGGUCUACUUUGCACUGUAAGUAAAUACUUGCUAAGUAAAUAAAUCCUGCAACACCAUACAGGAAAACACUGGAGGGACUGCAGCAUCUUAAGAAGACAGCUCACCAUCCCAUAUCAAGGGUAAUUCUGAAUUAACCAGUAAUGUUGGCUUACUAUGUAGAGGGCAUUAAUUAAAUGCACAUUGUCCUUGGCCAUAAUGAAUGCUAACAUCCAAAGAAAAAAGACAAGGGCACUCUAAGACAGAACAUUUCCUUCAUCUAGAACCUGUGAUCAAAUGUAACUUGAUACUACUAGUUAGAAAGAACUUGUAAAGUGAGUUAGAAACAUAGAAAUCUUCAGCCCACAACAUUGUAACCUACUGUAGAAACUUCCUAGAAUCUCCCUACCGCAUAACCAUCUAUUUUUCCAAACUCCAUGUACUUUUAAGAGUCUCUUAAAAGACCCUAUUGUAUCGCAAAUCCCUGUUGUUUCAUCACUGACCUGGAACGUGCUUCCAAAAGAGGAGAUGGAGGCAGCUGCAGUAAUAAUUUUUGAAAGAGUAAAGGAUGCUUGAGGAGUACAGCAGCACUGAUUAGACUUGUCUUUACAGAAAAUGACGCAGACCAAACAGCCACCUCCUCUGCUGACUAAUACUAUUCGGCAUAUUGAGGAACUGAGACAUGUUACUAAAUUCUCAGGAAGUUUCUUACUAAAUGGUUCAAUGCUUCCAGUUAAUAUCAGAGAAUACAAACUGAAAUUCUUAAUCUCCACAGACAUCCUCGAAACUGAAGAAAAACCCCAAAGAAUGACUGACAGAAAAGAAGUGUUGUGUUAUGGUUAUGGGUCU
This is a messenger RNA of Mobula hypostoma (lesser devil ray), 2844 nucleotides long. It is a transcript of the gene ubac2, whose product is annotated as UBA domain containing 2. The transcript is spliced from 10 exons. NCBI's taxonomy places the organism in Eukaryota, Metazoa, Chordata, Chondrichthyes, Myliobatiformes, Myliobatidae. The record is from RefSeq and is a predicted model, not a curated record. Gene Ontology annotation, molecular function: serine-type endopeptidase activity; protein binding. The coding region runs from base 51 to 1055 and encodes 334 amino acids.